UCUCAACACACACACAUGCACAUCUUAGUAGAGUACGUCAGUCUUCCCACGUCCUCUUUCAAGACUAGUUCUCUGCUCGGUGUUUGAUAUUUGGGAAGCGACGAGAACUUGUAAGUCCCUGUAAGGUCGAAGAAGGUGAUACUUAACGAGUUCAAGUUGCUAAGUGUCUUUAAGGAGGUCGACCUGGUGCUCUAGACCAUGAGGAUGCAUCUCCUGACGCUGGUGGUGGUGGGGGGGUUGCUGCAAGGCGUGUUCCUGGCACCAGCCAUCAUCACAGAGAACAACAGCCUGCAGGAGAAGACCAUCAAGGCUAUCCAGUACCUGUCUGAGGUCCUUAGCGAGCUUAAUGAGUCUCUCACUCCUGAACGCAAUGUCAAAAGUAACCCAGUUAAUGUCCCUGUGAGCGAAGCGACGGUGCAGCCAGAGACUGGAACCUUGACGGUGCUGCUGGACGAACUGAACCAGGCCAUUCAGAACAACACCAGAGCUCUCAGGGAGCAACAGCGGCCAGAUGAAAAGUGUCCUCGUCCGUUUUCUAGAGUUGGCUCUCAGUGCUUCUAUGUGAACAAGUACAGGCGGGUGACCUGGAGCGAGGCUCGCAAGUUCUGUCAGGGACUGACGGCGGACCUCGCACAACCCAGCGACGUCAACACACUCCGUGCCAUGCUGCUCGAUAAGUAUCCUGAGGACGACUGUCGCUUCUACUGGGUGGGAGCGUCUGAGGUGGGGUCAGAGGGCGCCUGGGAGUGGCUCUCCAAGACGCCAGUCUCCAGGAGAGAAUGGGCGACCGGACAACCAGACGGAGGCAACGAAAACUGCGUCGUCCUCAGUAGGGACGAGUACCCGGCCCUCCAUGACAGCCCCUGCUACACACACACUACCUUCAUCUGCCAGAAGCAUUUAGUGCCGCAGGUGCCGCAGAUGCGAGAGAGAGAGGUACUGGUGCAGUGAAUGUGAUGUACUGAAGUGUUGAUGUAAUGUGUAGAACAGGUGUUCGAGAGAUGUAAGGACGGUGAUUUUUAUAGGUGUAGUGAUAAAUGUUUGUUGGAGAAAGGUAAAGUGAGCUCAAGCGGCAGAAAAAUAUAAACAAAGCAAAAAUUCGGCUGGUAGAGCAAAAUGAAGAUAGCAAAGAACAGAGGGACGGCAGCCAGAGGAACAACAGCAGAUGAAGAACAGACAUCAGAGAGCAGUUAGACAGCAGCAUCAGCAAACAGAUGGGAUAAAGAGCGACGAAACCACAAAUGGACAGCAGUAAGGCAAAUAGACGGGAGUAUGAGCAGAGACGACAGAUAAAAAGCACGUACGCGCUGCACACACCUUCCUGCCUCAUCAACCCACUUCCUCUCAGUCCUUCCCUACAUCCGUAGUAUCAAGGCUACUAGGAGGUAGGGAGGUUUAGUUAGAUGUAGCCUAAAUUGAUGGAGUACCCCGGAUAUGCCACCUGCCUCCCUGACUGGAUCACAAUAUAUUCCUGGAGGAAUGGAAGAAUGCAUCUACGUAGGUGCCUGUCUGGCACCGACAUCCCUAGUAGUGCUGGUCAGGAUGGCGGUGCUGAUGAUCAUAGAGAAGAUCACAACCUCAGCAAGUACAGGGAUUUGACCUGUCAGUACCGUUUCAUUUUUAUAGGAUCAGAAACCCUUGGCUCCUGGUAAAAACAUUCCAUGGGUUUCAACCAGGUGCUGGGCUCCAGGCUCAUCGAAACCAACAGAAACCUCAGGGUUGCCACCUUAAAUUUUCUAGUGCCUCAGUUUGGCGAUCUAAAGAGGAAACGCCUAUUGCAUUUUGGUUUCCCGACCGACAUUCUAGGAGCUGCAUAAGUUAUAUUAGGGUUUUUAAACAUAUUUUGCACUUCUGUAUGUAUGUAAAUUCUUGUAUUUAUAAAUAUGCAUAUAUAUGUUUUACGUAUCAUUAUGUGUGUUUGUGUGUGCGUGUUUAUUAUAAUUAUUUAUAUAAGUUAAUAAACAAAUAAAUAACAGUUGUAUUAUUGGCAUUGUACUCAUUUAAAAAUUUUAACAUUUAAUUCCAGUAAGACAGUUUCCUCCACC
Messenger RNA from Cherax quadricarinatus, 2045 nucleotides. The record is from RefSeq and is a predicted model, not a curated record. Lineage: Eukaryota; Metazoa; Arthropoda; Malacostraca; Decapoda; Parastacidae.